Molecule: messenger RNA, 502 nt
Organism: Pyricularia oryzae 70-15
Lineage: Eukaryota; Fungi; Ascomycota; Sordariomycetes; Magnaporthales; Pyriculariaceae
Exons: 4
Coding region: 1-450 (149 amino acids)
Biological process (GO): secondary metabolite biosynthetic process
Molecular function (GO): oxidoreductase activity, acting on CH-OH group of donors; flavin adenine dinucleotide binding
Source: RefSeq, a predicted model, not a curated record
AUGUGGAUCAACCGGGCCGCCCUGGUCCUGGGGCUAGCAUCGUUCUGGAUCCAGCAGGCCUUGAGCAUAGUCAUCCCUGUCGAGCGCGCUGCAACUGAGCUUCUCCCCAAGUACGACUAUAUCAUUGUGGGUGGCGGCCUCUCAGGGCUGGUUGUUGGCAACAGAUUGAGCGAAGAUCCAAACGUCACUGUACUCAUUCUAGAAGCUGGUGAAUUGGACAAUCGAACCGAAUAUACUACGUACCCGGCAUAUAUCGGCCGAGAAAUCACCAACGUCAACGGCUGGACGCUCGCUACAACGCCACAGGACCACCUAGACCAUAGAUCUCGGCCAUAUCCCCAGGGCCGCGGGGUGGGAGGCGGUACCCUCAUCCACGGGAUGGUGUGGACGCGGGGAUCCAAGCGUGAUUUUGAUGCCUGGAGAGACUUGGGAAAUCCGGGCUGGUCAUAGGACGACCUGUUGCCUUAUUUCAUGAAGACUGAAACUUACACAUUGGGUGGGC